Molecule: messenger RNA, 1678 nt
Organism: Panicum hallii
Lineage: Eukaryota; Viridiplantae; Streptophyta; Magnoliopsida; Poales; Poaceae
Product: GDP-Man:Man(3)GlcNAc(2)-PP-Dol alpha-1,2-mannosyltransferase
Exons: 7
Coding region: 48-1430 (460 amino acids)
Biological process (GO): protein N-linked glycosylation
Cellular component (GO): endoplasmic reticulum membrane
Molecular function (GO): GDP-Man:Man(3)GlcNAc(2)-PP-Dol alpha-1,2-mannosyltransferase activity
Source: RefSeq, a predicted model, not a curated record
CGUGCUUGAGCGGUUGAGCCCACGGAAACUCGCAUCGUGCCGCGUCCAUGGCGAUCCUGGCCGGCCUCGUCGCCGUCCUCUCCGCCCUCCUCGCCGCCGCGCUCAGGCGCCUCCUCCGCAUCCUCCGCCGGCCCACGCCGGCCGCGGGGUUCUUCCACCCGUACACCAACGACGGCGGCGGCGGGGAGCGCGUGCUCUGGUGCGCGGUGCGCGCCGUGCAGGAGCUCCGCCCGGGCCUCCCCUGCGCCGUCUUCACCGGCGACGCGGACGCCUCGCCCGAGGGCCUCGCCGAACGCGCGCUAGACCGGUUCGGCGUCCGCCUCCUCGGCCCGCCACAGGUUGUUCAUUUGAAUAAAAGAAAGUGGAUCGAAGCAAGCACAUAUCCCCAUUUUACAAUGAUUGGACAAAGUCUUGGCUCAGUUUAUCUAGCAUGGGAGGCUCUAACCAACUUUACCCCCCAAUUCUACUUUGAUACAAGUGGCUAUGCUUUUACAUACCCAUUGGCUCGACUAUUUGGCUGCAAAGUCAUCUCCUACACUCAUUACCCUACAAUCAGUUCUGAUAUGGUUGGGCGUGUUAAGCAGCGCAGUUCUAUGUACAACAACAAUUCUCGUAUAGCUGGAAGCAUUUGGCUGUCACGAUGCAAAAUCCUCUACUAUACCAUGUUCAGUUGGUUAUAUGGUCUGGUGGGUUCAUGUGCACAUCUUGUCAUGGUUAAUUCCUCGUGGACGAAAUCUCAUAUUGUUAAUAUUUGGAAGAUCCCAGAGCGUACUAAGAGGGUGUACCCUCCAUGUGAUACUUCUGCUCUGCAGAUGCUUCCCCUGGAAAGGUCAACAACACCUCCUGUUCUUAUAUCAGUUGCACAGUUCCGCCCAGAAAAGGCCCAUGGUCUUCAGCUGGAGGCAUUUGCACUUGCUCUUACAAGGCUUGAUCCUCACUUUCCUAAGCCAAAGCUUCAAUUUGUCGGUAGUUGCCGGAAUAAAGAGGAUCUGGAAAGACUACAAAAGCUUAAGGACAGAGCCUUUGAGCUACACAUAGAUGAGCUUGUCGAAUUCCACAAGGAUAUCUCUUACAUGGAGUUGGUACAGCUUCUUGGAGGUGCCAUUGCUGGGCUUCAUUCAAUGACAGAUGAGCAUUUUGGAAUAGUGGUUGUCGAGUAUAUGGCAGCUGGAGCUAUUCCAAUUGCACAUAAAUCUGCAGGACCAAUGAUGGACAUUGUGCUAGAUGAGGACGGCCAUCAAACAGGAUUUUUAGCCUCCAAGAAAGAAGAAUUUGCUGAUGCAAUUAUCAAGGUCUUGAGCAUGUCACAACAAGAGAGGCAAGAAAUGGCAGCUGCAUCACGGAAGCGUGCCCAAAGAUUUUCAGGGCAGAGGUUCCAUGAAGAUUUCACUGAGGCUGUCCAGCCAAUUUUGUUACCGAGGGAAGCUUGACGAGCUGCUGUUAACUCUAACAAUCUGAAAGCGCUAACAAGUUUCACAUGAUAGAAUGAAGAGGAAAGCUGGAUGUUGCUUGCAUACUGCACCGGCAGAAUUUUGUUUUGAGCUUUUUCCAGACAGCUGGUGUAUGUGCUUCGUUAGCUUUGUUUGGUACUAUACUUCUACUGUACAUUGCUUUGUGUACCACUACUGCACAGAAAACAGAUCACAGAAAUGAUAUCGUUUAACUUUGUUUGGUGCUA